Messenger RNA from Trematomus bernacchii (emerald rockcod), 990 nucleotides. RefSeq lists its product as uncharacterized. NCBI's taxonomy places the organism in Eukaryota, Metazoa, Chordata, Actinopteri, Perciformes, Nototheniidae. The record is from RefSeq and is a predicted model, not a curated record. Gene Ontology annotation, molecular function: complement component C1q complex binding. Gene Ontology annotation, biological process: innate immune response. The coding region runs from base 65 to 799 and encodes 244 amino acids. The transcript has 2 exons.
UGAAGGGGGAGAAACUGGGUGACGAACACAUCUGAUAUAAACACUUCACAUUCGGGGCUUCAUCAUGCAUGUGUUCGGGAUGUGGCGUGUGCUGUGUGUGCUUGGCUUUUUUGGAGCAUCCUUGUGUGUGAAUGAAGUUGAGUUUGAAGGGAACUUCGCAGACAGCUACGACAACGAAAUCUCUCAGGAUCAGCAAGAGGAAGAAUCUCCAGCUACGCCAUGCCAGCAUGCAGGUUUCUCCCGCUGGGAUAAGCUCUUCAUCGCUCUGGAAGACUCCCACAUGAGGCAGAACAUGUUGCUGCAGUCUCUGGAGCAAUGCUGUGGAGGAAUGGCGUCUCUCAGGACCCAGGUGGACAAACUGGGUAAGGGGACAUGUCAUCAGUGCCGACCCAGCCUGGAGUCAGCAUGCAAGGCACAAGCUGAGCAGGCGAGUGUCAAGCUUCAACAUGGCUUGCUGAAACUCCACAGUGAGGCAGAAGAGAGGGAGAGGAGGUUAAACGAUACCUUGCACCAACUCAUGCACAUCGGCCAUGACGGUAAUGCCCGGUUGAAGCGACUUGAGGAAAAUAGAAGCCAACCAACACCGAGACCCGGGGGUUUAGGGGCAUUAGCAUUUGGCCUGGGGAUAAAGCCAUUCACGUCAGGAGUGCAAGAGCAGGAAGUUACUCCACCAAUGGACACGGCCACAAUGGAAAGGGCCCUGGUUGCCAUAGCAACAGAGCUUCAGAAGGUUCACCUGCAGCUGAGCAGCGUGAUCGAGCGGGCGGGAUCACUGAGGAAGGAAAGAGGGGACACAUGAUUGGCCCAGAGGGGGGAAACGAAAUUACAAAAUAAGACUGGGGACGCUCCAGUGCUAAUGCUUUUGCACAUGCUUGUUUUUUAAUGUUUGAUUUUUAUGUAAGCUUGUUUUCGUCUGAUGACAAUGAAUCUAAAUGUACCAUAAAUGUAGUGGGUUUACAAUAAAGAAUAAAAGCGAAUUAAACAAUCUAA